CCUAAGACCAUGGAGCCCCUGCCGCUGCAGGACUUCGUGAGCCGCCUGGACCCCGCCUCCCUUCCGCGCGUGCUGCGGGUCUGCUCCGGAGUCUACUUUGAAGGUUCCAUCUACGAGCUUUUUGGCAAUGAGUGUUGCCUCUCCACAGGGGACCUGAUCAAGGUUACCCAUAUUCACCUCCAGAAGGUGGUCUGUGAAAACCCAGAGACGGGUCAGACGUUGGAGCUGAACCCCAACUUCUCAGGCCUCUUCAGCACACUCACCAGCCUGCAGAGCUACACAACCCUGGAGGAGCUCAUCUCUGCCGUGCCCCAGACCUCCACACAGUGGCCUAUUUGCUUCAAAUCAACUGGAAGAAUUGUCACAGAGGCCACGGUGGUGCCUGCGAACCAGCUGCUCAGGCUUGAAGCUGUGGAAAUACACCAUGGGACCCACUAUGCAUGCUGUGUCCAGGACUCAAAGACCCACGAGAUCAUCCAUUAUUUACCCCUUUCCCAGAAGGGACCCUUCUGGAGAUGCAAGCCUGGUGGUCCACAAACCCUGCUCCAAAUCCUGCAGGACCCAGCUAUGCAGGACUUUGUAUUCACCUGCCCCAUCCUACCCUGGCGCUCUGUGAUCCUGAAGUCCCAGUAUAUGCUCCAAGCCGUGAUGCACAUGCGCCCCACCAUCGUCAAGAUCCCAUCCACCCUGGAGGUGGAGGUAGAAGACGUCACCGCCUCUUCCCAGCAUAUCCAUUUCAUCAAACCAUUGCUGCUGAGUGAGGUCCUGGCCCAGGGAGGCCCCUUCCCUAUGUCCACAGAGAUCCUGGAGGUGCCUGAGGGCCCGCCCAUCUUCCUCAACCCGUGGGUGGGCUUCCUGCACAAAGGCCAGAGGCUCUGCAUCUACGGGCCAGCUUCACCACCCUGGAGGGUCGUGGCCUCAAGCAAGAGCCGAAGAGCCCCCAGAUACUUUAUUCUCUCUGGGGCCUACCAGGGCAAGCUGAGGCGGAGGCCAAGGGAGUUCCCCACAGCCUAUGACCUUCUGGGUGCUCUCCAGCCAGGCCCACCCCUCCGGGUGGUGGUCACAAAAGACUGUGAUGGGAACGAAGAGGAGAAUCCUGAAUUUUCUUCCCUGGCCGUGGGUGAUCGACUGGAGGUGCAGAGGCAAGGCCAGGUCUGUGGGACACAGGGCCAGGACAUUGAUGUCUUGAUAUGUCAGCGGCUGGGUGAGCAGGCCUGGGAGGACAAGGAGGAUUUGGAAGAGGAGGAGGAGAACAAAGAACAGAUUCUGCUACCCCUCUACCUCUUUGGUGCCUUUGUGGAGGAGGUGAACGACAGCCGGCGGUAUAGCCUAGCAGAUCUCACUGCACAGUUCUCCCUGCCCUGUGAGGUCAAGGUGGUAUCCAAGGAUGCUCAGCACCCCACUGACCCUCUGGUCUCCUUCCCUGGCUUGCGGCUAGAGGAGAAAAUCACAGAACCCUUUUUGGUGGUAGGCUUGGACUCACAGCCAGACAUAUGCUUUGAGAUCCCUCCCCGGUGGCUGGACCUCACUGUGAUGGAAGCUGAGGGGCAGUCAGGCCAGGUGGCUGAGCCACGCUAUGUCGAUAGGGUGGAGGAACUGUCAGAAGGCUUCUACUACAGUCUCCGGAAGCUGCCUGCCUCUGAGAGUCAAGCUCCCCCACCCAGGCCUCCAAAGAGCAAGAGUGUCCGUGAGCAGAAGCAGAGAAUACAGAGCUGCAAGGAGGCCGGUGUGAAGUCUCAAGUUAUAGAACAAAAGCAGUCCUACCCACAGCCUGUACCCAAGGCGAAGACCUUGGAAAAGCUCCCUAAGGACAAAUCAAAUCUGUACAGCAAGGUUUCUGUCCACAAGAAAGACCUUAAAUCCAAAACCCAAACACAGGAUUCAGUGCUGGGCAUAAAACCCAAAUCCUCGAGCAUGCUAGGCAAAUAUUCUAUCACUGAAUCAUAUCCCCUGCCUGACUCAGAAGUGGAUGACCACGACUAUGAAGAGAUUUGAGGUGUGGGGAAGCCACACUUCCCAGCUGCUCCUGCACAUGAAGUUGGGAGACCUGGGGCAAAGUCUCAGAUGCAGAUAGAUACAGAAAUGAAAUGGGAGACAUUAUCCCUACCGCCUUUGGGUUUCAGAUUCUUGCCUCUGCCUGGUCCCAGAGGGUUGCAUGUGAUGUUCCCACCAAUGCUUUGGUGUCCAGAGAAGCCAUUCAAGUUCUGUUCACUCCUGUGCGCAUCAGUUGUCCCACAACUGGGCGCAGAGAAGAAUCAAAUAAGGCCACCAGCUUCAGCAAUGCCUGCCUCACGGUAAAGGGAACUCAGUCUUCAUUGCACACCCAUUGUUUGCCACCUCCUUUGUUCCUCCACUUCUGCAGUCCAGGCUCUGGGGUCUGGGGACAGAGUAUUCUCGGGCUGGUAGAAUUCAGCUCAUGGCAGCACCCAGUCAAUGGGCUUGUAGGAAUAAAUAUGGGAAUUUGCCUCCAAGAACAAAAUCUUAGAUAGGACUUUAGUUCUUAAAAUCUGAUAAUGGAACUAGGAGGGCUCAUUUACAAAGAUGGAAGGACCAGAGAGAUGGCUCAGAUAUUAAGAGCCCUUUGCUGCUCUUACAGAGGACCCAAGUUCAGUUCCCAGCACGUAUUUCAGGUAGUUCCUAACUGCCUGUAACUCCAGCUCCAGGGCAUCUAAUACCUGCUUCUGGACACUGCGGGCACUGCACUUAUGUGCACAACCCUGCCCUCUCCACACACAAAAAUAAUAUACAAUUAAAAAACUUAAAGCUGGGUUUGGUGAUACACAACUUUAGUCUCAGUACUCUGGGGGAGGCAGAGACAGGUACAUAUCUGUGAGUUCGAGGCCAGUCUGACCUACAUAUUUAUUAAGAAAACAACAAAAACCCAAGAAACUACGGAGACUCAAAGCUGUGGAAAUCUUUGUGAGGGUGCCAGAUCCACUAGAGCUGGAGUUAGACAGGUGUAAGCUGCCAUGUGGGUGCUGGGAAUUGAACCCAGGUCCUCUGGAAGAACAGUCAGUGCCUUUAACCACUGAGCCAUCUAUUCAGUCUCAUGGCAUGCUUUGAGUGGUAUUGUGACACUGUUAAAGAAAGCUGCUAGGUAACUACUGAAGAUCAUUUCAUGCUGAAGCCACAGAAUAAAAAUGGCAUGUGA
Molecule: messenger RNA, 3151 nt
Organism: Phodopus roborovskii (desert hamster)
Lineage: Eukaryota; Metazoa; Chordata; Mammalia; Rodentia; Cricetidae
Gene: Themis2
Product: thymocyte selection associated family member 2
Exons: 6
Coding region: 10-1995 (661 amino acids)
Biological process (GO): T cell receptor signaling pathway
Source: RefSeq, a predicted model, not a curated record